Molecule: messenger RNA, 2120 nt
Organism: Sinocyclocheilus rhinocerous
Lineage: Eukaryota; Metazoa; Chordata; Actinopteri; Cypriniformes; Cyprinidae
Gene: c1galt1la
Product: core 1 synthase, glycoprotein-N-acetylgalactosamine 3-beta-galactosyltransferase 1, like a
Exons: 5
Coding region: 464-1681 (405 amino acids)
Cellular component (GO): membrane
Molecular function (GO): N-acetylgalactosaminide beta-1,3-galactosyltransferase activity
Source: RefSeq, a predicted model, not a curated record
UCCGUGCGUGAUGCUGCUGACACACUGUACUCGCUCAUGACAGAGGAUCUGUUGUCCGGUAAUAGCACACAAAGAGGCCUUUUCACCGUAUGGUUAAAGGCAAACCGUAUGCUAAUACGGGGCAAAAUAAGUCGGGUGACUGGCGUAGCCUAGCCUACACCAUGUCCUUUAGCUAAAGAAUGAAAUUCUCAACGUUUGUUCAGGUGUAGACGUCACAACGCGCACUCAAACGCAACCUGACGCGCUCCUUUCAUGUAAGCUCGCGGAUAUUUAGAGGAAUAAAGACGGAAGGCAUGAAACUGACCGGAGUCCACAGCGUUCCUUGGGACGGUGAGAGGCUUGCAGAGGGGAGUUAAAGAAUGCAAGCAGCAAUGUGACUGGAGGUCUGGGAGCAGCAGGUGCCUAAUUCUUGGAAAUGAGGCCUCACAGUGACCAAUGUUGGCAGGAUCCCUGAAUUGUCACCAUGAAAGCAGGGAAUUCAAGAUGUGCUUUCUCCCUGGGCUUCCUGGUGGGCAGCUGCACCUUGUAUAUCUUCUUGAGACAGGUGUGGUUUGAGGAGAGCUUCGGCUGGAAGCGUGAUGGCAAGAGCAACCCUGCUCCACUGGGGCCUGAACAAAACACCCCCAACCUUACCUGGAGAGUGGAAGGAUCUGCCCUGAUCAACCUCAAACACCCUCACCAGCCAGGAGAGGAUGGUCACAUUGCAGAUGAGCUGUUUAAGAAAGUGCGUAUCCUGUGCUGGGUGAUGACAGGGCCUAGUAAUCUACAGUCAAAGGCUCGGCAUGUGAAGGCAACGUGGAGUCGUCACUGUAACGUAGUGCUGUUCAUGAGCUCUGAGGAAGACCGCAGCUUCCCCACAGUGGGUCUCGGCACAGGAGAAGGCCGUGACCAGCUGUACUGGAAGACUAUUCGUGCCUUCCACUACGUUCUGAAGAACCACGGCGAUGAGGCAGACUGGUUCCUCAAAACCGACGAUGACACGUUCGUCGUUGUGGACAACUUGCGCUGGAUCUUGUCGAACUACACGGCAGAGCAGCCCAUAUACUUUGGCAAGAGGUUCAAGCCUUACGCCAAGCAGGGCUACAUGAGCGGAGGUGCAGGUUAUGUGCUAAGCAAAGAGGCCCUGAGAAGGUUUGUGGAGGGUUUUAGCACUAAAGUGUGCACGCAUACCUCCUCAGUGGAGGAUCUAGCGAUGGGUCAGUGUCUGGAGAAAAUGGGGGUGGUAGCAGGUGACUCCAGGGACACACUGCACCGUGAAACCUUCCAUCCUUUCAUUCCUGAACACCAUCUUACAGGAAAGUUCUCCAAAACCUUCUGGUACUGGAACUACUGCUUCUACCCAAUUGUAGAAGGCCCACAGUGCUGCUCUGACCUAGCUGUGUCUUUCCACUAUGUAGACCCUGUGCUAAUGUACACUCUUGAGUACUACACUUACCGUCUCAGGCCCUAUAGCUACCGACACCGCUACCAGCCUCCAGUGCCUGCUGUACUGUCUUUAGCUUCCCACACUGGGAAACCCACCACAGAAGCUCAGAGAUUAGAGGAGCGUGUUAAAGAAAAAUCAGUUCCAACAUACACCAUGAAUCCCAGAGCUGAGAAAGUGAAGACUACUGGAACAACAAGUCACAAAGUCACAAAUGCUGCCCAGGGGAGAAACAUAACCGACAGAAACACUGCGUGAUUGUGAAUAUGAUCGUCUCUUCUUGUGUAAAUCUAGAAUGAACGCAUGUAGCACUGACAGAUGUGAACUGUGAACUUGUGAAGCAUUUUGAAUCAUCCAGACUGUGUACUGUGCAAAUGGAGUGGUGAAGUGGUUACAGAUCUGGGCUAAUUACCAAAAGCUGUAAGUUCAAACUUUAACAAAGAACAAAUUUUGUCAUUAUUGCUGUUGAUCAAGUAACUUGACUGAUUGUGCCAGUUAUAAAUCAACUGUAUAUCACUUCGAAUAAGUGUUUGCUACUCAACGGAUUGUUAAUAUGGUCCCUGCUAUUUGAAUAAAUCAUUUUGCUGCCCUCUAGUCUGAGUACAGUAAAAGUGUGAUUCACAUCAUAUAUUAUGGCUGAAGGGCUUCAACAGUUUUGUAUUUCAACAAUGAGACAAAAUGAAAAGCUGAGUUUCAU